AUGGCUCCUCCGCCGGAUUAUGAUAGGGAACCGAAAGCUCCUGAUAAAAGUGCCACAAUAAUCACAAACGAAGAUACAAAAUUUUACAGUAGUUUAAAUGACCAACAAUUAAAAUCGGAUCACAAAACUUCUAAUACGGCUGCCAACAGUGAAGGCGAGAAAAGCAAAGGGGAGGAUAGCGUAGAGAAUCUUGAUGACGGACGACUGAGGGCGUUGCUGGACGAGGCUAUCACAUAUAAAUGUCCCAAGGAUAGGGAAGGAAAAAGCGAUCUAUUCAAGAAUCUCCUGGAGGAGGCGGAGCUGGACGACCAAGCUUCCGAGGCGGUUGCACGCGCUUCUAGCGGGGGUGGUCGUGUUAGGAGGGGAGCGGGGCGUCGUCCCCCGCUUGCACACUCGAACUCGUUACAAGACUUGGUCGCAGCCGCGCUCGCUGCCGAGCCAGCUCCACGCCGACCGCGUCCACACGCGCCUGUAUCGGCAAGAGCCACGCACGGCGGCAGUCUUCCGUCCGGCGUAGAUACAUCGUUCCUGCUAGGCGAGGAACCUACGCGCGCUGGUUACUUGGCGACAGUGCGGUGCGUCAACCCGCCUCCAUUCGCCGAACGACGCGUAUCCGCCUCGGACGCCAACUGUCCGGCGGAAAUCGAACUGUUACACAGGAGUAAGCCGGUGUUCCCGGUGACGUACACGGCGCGCGCUACUCUCGAAAUAGGCAGCGGCAGCGUGAGCUCGGGCCGCGCGGUCACCACCACCACCGCCUCCAACCAGGCCGAUUCUGCUAUACCGUUUAGUUGCAUCACAACACCGGAGGUUGUGUCCAGUUGCAACACAACAUCCUCCACGUCCCAGUCUGCUGUGGCUGUGGAUCCUAAGCCUCGUAGUGUGAUCUCAAGCAGCUUCAACGGGCUGUCCCUCUCGCGGCCUAACUAUGGUUCGACGGCGUCCACCGCGCCCGACGAGUACAAGAAAUCUCUAGAUGAAAAUGGCAAUGCAGUACAAGGAUUCAGUUCACCGAUCUCGGGAUCUAGUCAACACAAGAAGCCAAGAAGGAAAAAGUCUUCCAAGAACGAAACCGUGAUCAAGUCUCACCAGAUCGACGGCUACCAAGGUAAUAAGGACAUCAACGAGGUUCUGCGUUUCAUCGAGUCAAACGCGGAGCACGGGCGUGGUGCCAAACUCGGCCGCACCAAGCACAAGGAUGACUCCGACGACAAGGGCGGGAAAAAACGAUCCACCGAACGUCGCAAGGACAAGGAGAACAAGAUGAAGCGGGCGUCCUCGCUCGAAGAGCUCUCGCGCACCAAACUGGAAGAUCUCACGGACACGCGCGAACCGCAGCAUCGCCAAGACCGCAAGCCCCGGCCCGACAACAAAGCCGAGCGCCGCUCCUGGGGCGACGACGCCCGCGACUCCUUCUACUACACCGAGCGCGCCCCGCCCGCGGCCGGUCACGACCACGAACCCACCUCCGUCGACGUCGCGCCCGAGCCCGCCACCGAGCUCACCGACUUCCAGACCGUCACCAAGCGGCGGAAGCCACGACGCCGCGCCGACGAGCCGGAACGGGAGCCGCCCCGCCGGCCGCGCCCGCCUAGCCCGCGGCCCCGCCGCGAGUCCGCUCCGCCCUCGGACCGCAGCAACGACUCCAACGACGAUCUCGACUCGGUCCACUCGCUCCCGCCGCCGCCUCCGCCCCCGCCGCCGCCAGCUCCGCACGCUUCCUACGCCGACAUCGCCCGCACCCGUCACAACAUUCCUGACCUUAUCGAAUCGUGCAACUUCUACGCGGAAGAAGGCGAAAACCCGGGCGUGCGCCGCACGGCCGACGCGCCCGCCGCCGCCGCCGCCGGCGACGCCGACGGGUACCCGGCGCUGGGCGGCACGGUGCGGCCGGCGCGGGGCAAGGUCCCGCCGCGCCGCGAGCGGAAGGAGCGGCCGGCGACGACGACGGUGGCCGAGUGCCCCGCCCCCGACGUUGUGGGCGACCGGCGGCCCGCCGUCAUACUACUCGAUUCUGCGGCGCAGCCGCGCGACAUGGACGGCGUCACGUUCGGCUUCGACAUUAACGAACAGCUGCUGGGGUCGGGCGCGCGCCGGCCCCGCUGUGACCUGGUGCGCGACGCGCUGGACGCGGGCAGCGCGGCGGGUGUGGCGGGCGCGGCGGUCGCGGCGGGCGGGGGCGGCGCGGUCGCGGUGGUGGCGGGCUGUACGCCGCUGCGGUACGUGCCGCCCGACCCGCCGCCCGACACACACCACCUGCACCAGAUCAUAGAAUACGUCUGCACCGCAUGGGAGGACGUGGUUCGGUGCGGCGGCGGUAAGGUGCGCUACUUCAGUGAGUAGAUGUGAUCUCGCGAGUGACGUUCGGUGUACAUAUGUGACUAUAAUGGCGCAAGUGCGUUUAUUGUGCGUGAUGGUAUUCAGUGAAAGUUUAAAGACCCUAGCGGGGCGAGUGAAUUGUUCGUGCACUUGCGACAAAAAUUUUUAUCUCGUGCGACGCGAGAAGCAGGCGGGCCGCGCCCACCUCGCAGUUCGAGAUACACGAUCUAACUUAGUUUUUUUCGCUGUGAUUAAAAGUAAUUUUGUUUUCGCUUUACGAAUAGGUGACGAACGAACUACCUAAGCAUUUAAUGAGUAAAUCUGCGCUGAAAACUUGAAAAAGGAAAAUAAUAAAAAAAUCGUUAUUUAGUCAUUGUGAAGUAAAAUUUGUUUUUGUGGCCUGACACGAAUACGUGCAGAGUAAAAGUUUGUUGGUAUUUCGGUUUACCUAAAAUAUCUUUUGUUUAUUGCCCGUACCGAAUAUUGCUUGUACGAUGCCGCGUGACAGUGCUAGUGCGCUUGCGUGUCAGGCUCGCAUCACGUUUUGUUUCUGAAUCUAAGAAGGCAUGUAAUUAUUUGUUUCUGUUGAUGUUUAUUGUGCUUGAAGUUUGUUAUAUAAUCACAAAUAUUUGGUAAAAUCUUCUCUUACUUAGCUACAUACCUAUUUUGUUAUGUAUUUUUAAGUUUUACCAGUUUGAAUUGUAAAUAUAAAAGAUGUUUAAGGUUUAACUGGCCAUAUGUUUAUAUGGAACAUUGUCAUCUCAUUUCGCCACGUCCUCAUACUUUUACGUGUAAUUUUGAAGUUUGCGUGACUAUAGAUAAUAAUUAAAAAUCUUGAUGUUUGUUACAUGCAAGAAGCAUAUUAAAACAAAACCCCAAAUUUCGGCCAUCAAUUAUAAACAUUACUUUCAAAAAAUUAACAUUUGAAAUCAUUGAACAAAAUUCAAGAGAAUUGUACUAUCUAAUGUGUCGCUGAUAAGAUUAUUUACACAAUUUAAUUAAAUUUUGUCUCUUCGUUUGUUGUACACGCGUUUUUAAACUUGACAUUAAUUUCGUUUCAUUGGUUAAGCGUUAAGCUGUGAAUUGUAUUUUUAAAUAAGAAUAACACGCUUUCUGUGAGUUAAAAAUUACAUUUUAGGAAAUAAAUAUAUGUAUAAAUAAAAUUAAUUUUGCUUAUAACAAGAAAUAUAUGUGUAAAAAAAUACUCUCCAUGUGUAAUGAGAACUUGACCAAAUGGGGUGGAAUGUUUGAAGCUAAAAAACUGAAUACCUAAUUCUAAUGUUAAUUAAGUGUUUUGUGUAAACAAUUUAUUUGUUGAAAACAGAAAAAUGUUUUCAAAGAGUGAAUUGUUAUACAUGUUAAAUAUAUGCUCUUCUGAAAGGGCCAUGAGGUUAAAGAACGCGUGACAUACUUAUAGUUAUCACGUGUCGUCUAAAGCUACUAUAACUUCGCGCGAGCCGCAUUUACGUAACUUCUUUGUAGUACCAUAUUCUUUGGUACUGUCUAUAAGAUAAAUCAUAGGUGGAGCAUAGGCAGGUUUGUUUGAUGAUAUUGGUUUGAGUCAUAAUGCAUUCAACGUUUGCGGCGUUGUUAGCAAUGAUGCCAGAUUAAAUGAUUUGUGAAAGUUGAAUUCAUAAUUUUACAAUAUUACUAGCUGUUUUUCAGCCGCGUAUGAUGUAGCUUUUCUUAGGUAAAGGAAUUUCUAAAAUCUGUCCAGUAAUUUUGGAGUCUUUUAAGUCUGUACUCUUUAUAAUAUUAGCAUAGAUGUUUACAUCAUCUAUGCGUAACUGCAUAUGAAAAAAAAGGAAUAUUAUUAUCUCCAUUUAAUUACAUAGAGUACAUAGAGUGAAAAUAAAACUUGUGUUUUUUUUAAAGCAGCAAAGCAACAAAAUUAAAUUCCAAAAGACCAUAUAUAAUAUCACAGCUACUAUACCGCUAACUGUGUAUUGUUGGGUAAUGUCUUGCAUCUCGUAAAAUGUGUUGAGUAUUGUUGCAGGUUCGUUAAACUGUCAUAGCAAUUGAAACAUUAUACUUAAAAAAAAGCGCAGAUAU
Messenger RNA from Diatraea saccharalis (sugarcane borer), 4371 nucleotides. Lineage: Eukaryota; Metazoa; Arthropoda; Insecta; Lepidoptera; Crambidae. The record is from the annotation of a GenBank genome assembly.